Trichoderma gamsii is the source of this 2016-nucleotide messenger RNA. RefSeq lists its product as hypothetical. The record is from RefSeq and is a predicted model, not a curated record. NCBI's taxonomy places the organism in Eukaryota, Fungi, Ascomycota, Sordariomycetes, Hypocreales, Hypocreaceae. The transcript is spliced from 5 exons. Bases 1 to 2016 code for a protein of 671 amino acids.
AUGACGCUCUAUCCCGGACUUGGCCUGCCCCUGAGGCAUUAUCCUCUAGAAUAUGAUCCUCGAGAAGAUCACAAGUUUUACCCGCUGGGUCAACACGCGCAUUGUUGUGACUCGCACUCCGCUCUGCUUCCCGUGCGUGAAGUUGCUAUGAUGAACAUUAUGGAACAGUUGACCGACAAGGAAAACUGGCACAACCUGGUCUUCAACGAUGAGAUUGUGAAUGAGUGGCGGAAAGAAGCACUCGAGAAACCGAAUCGAGUUUACUGGAAAGAAGCUACUGAUAAAGGACCGGAUGCUCGUGACUGGGAGGUGCGACGGCCGCGUGGGAUUGUGGAUGCCGCUACUUUCGACUAUUGCGUCAAAGAGCUUCGAAAUAAAGCCAGUUACUACGUGGAGACGGGCAUUAUCCCUACUCUCGACGCAUCUGCAGCCAUCGCAAAGUCAGACGUAUUGGUUGCAGUAAGCCUCCGGGCUGAAUUACAGGAAGCCUUCAACAAGCUCAAGUUGGAUCAAAGAUCGAAACCCAACUGGCACCCUAGAUCCAAUGAGCAGGUGUUGGAUCUGGUGCAUCCUUCCAUGUAUCCUCUAGUAUACGGACGAACUAGGGUGCUUCAGGACGAAGUUGUCGGCGUUACUGAUGCGAUCCAUAGGUGGGCGGGAAAAGGAGAACCCAUCGCCAAGGACAUCAGUAAUCCUAGUCGCGACCGUUGGGGAAUGGCUUCGCUGGACUCGUAUUGGUCUAACACGUACCAAUGGCUUCCUGCCAAUGUGGAAUUCAUGGAGGACGGCACUGUCAAGUUUGCGAGCUACAUCAACAACUUGCAUCCUCAGAAAUAUCCGCAAAUCUACCGCACCAUCGAAAAGCUUAUUGAAGCCGCCCUCCCGACUUGGGAUCAGUGCUUAUCCCUGCGACUCAAAGAUGGAAAGAAGAAUGGUGCUGGACGCACCGGAUCUCGGUUUCCGUUGCAGGAUAUCAAUGACGAAGUCGCGGGCAUUUGGGAUCCCUCAAGCCCCCAGCCGUUGGAUGAAGUUGAUGAAGAUGACGGUGAAGACGAUGGUAGAGCUAGUGAAGACGACGACGAAGAUGAAGACGACGUUGAAUUUGCAGAAGAAGAGGAAGAUCCAGCUAUUGUUGAGUGGAAAGAAACGCGAAAUCCAAUACACCCCCGCGUGCCCGAGUUCGAGGACAUAGAAUAUGCCCAGCGUGAGACAGCUCGCCUAGCCCACAAGUUCAAGAAGACGGGCCUUCAAGUCAUAGUCAAAAUGACAUCUAUUGAGCUCACGCCGGAGAAACCAGAAUUUCCCGCUGGUGAGUGGGACAUAACUAAGGAGUGGCACGUUGAUGGACAGAUGAACGAACACAUCUGCGCCACAGCGCUAUAUUGCGUGGAUAGCGAAAAUGUCGCUCCUAGCAGUAUCCUUUUUUGUAUGCAAACAGAGCAAGGUCUUGGUGGAGUCUAUGAGUCAGUUACGAACUUUACAUGCUCCUGGUUGGAGCGCACCCACGGAACGAGCCUCGAGGACGGCGGCACAAGACGGCAGAUGUACGGAGCCGUGCAAAUGCAGGAGGGUCGUUUGUUGGCGUUUCCAAAUGUGUUCCAGCAUAAAGAGUCUUCGAUCAAGCUAAAGGACCCCAGCAAGCCAGGAACCAGACACCUCAUUUCACUACGACUUGUUGACCCCAGUAUGCGAAUCAUCUCUACGGCCAACGUUCCGCCACAGCAGCGUGACUGGUGGCUUGGCGCAGUUUUGAGACAACCUCUUCAGUCCGACGGCUCUACGCUGGCAAACCUCCCGCCGGAUCUUGUCGCGAUACUGGAACAGAAGAACAUGUCUGGCGGUGAGCUGCCUGUUGAAAUCUUGGACAUGGUACGAGCCCACUUACACAACGACGAGUCUUUUCUGCCGAUGACCGAGGAAGAAGCCAGAAAACAUCGGGCUGAGCUAUUGCAAGAGCGUAUCGAACACCAUACUCGAGCCUGGCUUUCGUGGGCAGAUAGCGCGUAUGUUCUUUGA